CACGAGCCACGACGGUAACACUAAACAGUUUCUUUUGUAAAUAAUUUACUUUAAGGUCCGUCUUCCACCACAGUGCCUCUAGCCAUGACAAUUUCAAGUGGAGUGACAACGCUGAUGAUCGGAUGUCGUCAAUAGCAAUCGCCAUUCGAAUAUGAUAAGAGAUAACAGCAUUUGAGGAGCAAGAGCAUAUGGUGCUGUAAGUACGAACAGUACCGGGUCGUAACAGUUUUGAAUUCGUAAACGCGAAGGAUGCCCAAGCAUAAAAAACCAGCGGUUGAGGAUCUCAUCGUUCCUCCUCAGAACACCAAAAUAUGCGGUACGAUAUGCAUGUGUCAGAUGACGGCGGUACUGAGCUGUGUGGCAUUAGUCUACUUGACCGUCGCUAUUUAUAUGCCUUCGAUCAGAGCUUUUCGGUCGGGGAUUGCCACGGACCCGGUCAUGUGCGCCACGACGAGAGCAGUGAAUACUGAUUCUUGCGAUUGGGGCUCUUGCGGAGAGUGGUGUCUCAGCAAGACGUCGGGAUCCUGCAUUCAAAUAUACGUCAAUCUCAGGAAAAACGGCACGAACAUCUACUUGGCCAACUGCACCAACUUGGCCAACAAGACUUGCUACGGUAUAGACCAAGAGAACGCCAAAAAGUACCGUUGCAUCGCGGACGAAUGUCGCAACUUGACGGGUACCUUCAACUGUACCCUGGGAAUGUGCACAAACAUCACCGACGCCUUCGAGUGUGUCUUCAAAAACGUGGACGCGGGUCUCAAGUGUUCGGGUAGAAGAGGAAAAAUCAACUGCAUAGAAAUGGACGGUUUACAGACUUGCGACAGAGGGUUGUGCAAGGGUAUAAAGACACCAUAUAACUGCGAAAGGAGGUGCCUCGACAUCCCUACCAGGAACAAGAACACUAUAGUGUUGAGUGGUGAUAAAGUGUAUCUCUCUCAGUGUCAGAGAGCUUUAGUGACAGAAACCGAUAAGGAAGUGUGGAACGAAAACCAAGAUAACAUCCUCAUGAUGUCGUGCUACAAUAUAGAAAACACAUCGAUAGGAAUAGCCGCCGUCGACUGCAUCAACGGCACACUCCUCGAGAAGAGCGUCCUAAGCGAUUUGACCAAUUUCACAUAUCUAAGUUACUUGAGCGUGACCAAUACAAAGCUGGUCGACGAGACCAGACAGGUCGCUCCACCAGAAAUUGAUCUGCUAAUCGCCAACGACAGCAAACUGCUCAUUAACAUGGAGGGAUGCGUCAACACACUCAGAGACGAGUGCAAGGAAUUCCUCCGAGAAUACGGAAAAGACGGAUCCGACCACAACGCCCGCGGCAGGUUCCCUUGUUACUACGCCGAAGAGAAAGUGGACGUGGUCGUCGCCAGGUUCAACCUAGAAAAUACCUACAGGGAAUUUGUUUUCGCCUCCGUGGUACCGUCCGUUCUCUUCGUUGUCUCCUGCCUCACAUUGGUCCUCUGCCAGAGAACUGUCGAAGUCGGAGACGACGCCAAAAUGCGCUUCAAAAAACGGGGCGCGGGUGCUACGAGUAUAGGGGCCGACAAGGAAAACUCCAUGGGCGAUACAGGGGGAGGGGAUCACGCAAUGGCACUCUGAGAUCCGUCACGCAUUCCCCUCCUUCAAGACAGCCCAACGCAGCAAGUGUUUUCAUUACAAGACUACUAAAUAAGCACAAUUCAGACCACUUAAUGC
Messenger RNA from Cimex lectularius (bed bug), 1692 nucleotides. RefSeq lists its product as uncharacterized. The coding region runs from base 250 to 1596 and encodes 448 amino acids. The record is from RefSeq and is a predicted model, not a curated record. Lineage: Eukaryota; Metazoa; Arthropoda; Insecta; Hemiptera; Cimicidae. Gene Ontology annotation, molecular function: sodium channel regulator activity. The transcript is spliced from 2 exons. Gene Ontology annotation, biological process: regulation of sodium ion transport.